This is a messenger RNA of Plasmodium adleri (nom. inval.), 1956 nucleotides long. RefSeq names its product conserved Plasmodium protein, unknown function. The record is from RefSeq and is a predicted model, not a curated record. NCBI's taxonomy places the organism in Eukaryota, Apicomplexa, Aconoidasida, Haemosporida, Plasmodiidae. Bases 1 to 1956 code for a protein of 651 amino acids. The transcript has 2 exons.
AUGAAUGAAAAGAAAAAAAAGCUUCUACACUUUGUUAAGAAUAUUAAUGAUGUCGGUAGAAGAAAGUUUAUAAAAAAGAAAUUGUUAUUAUUGGGUUAUGAAAAUAUAAAUAAAUAUUCAUUUAAUCAAAAUGAUAAAAUAUUUACACAUCAUUCCUUUUUAGAAUUAGAAAAAUUAUGUAAAAAUAAAUAUAUAAAAUCAAUUUUAUACCAAAAAGCUAGUUGUGUUUUAUUUAAGGACCUGAACAAGUCAUGUGAUAUUUUGGAUAAGAAAUGGAAUGAAAAUUUUUUGAAUUGUGUAAAAAAAUCCUUAUUUUAUAAUCCUUUAAAUAUAAUGACUUUAUUUAAUUUAAUACAUUAUUAUAACAUUAAGAUGGAUAUAAAGAAUAGCUUAUUCUAUUCAUAUGUAUUACAUAUUAUACUAAUGAAAAUAUGGAAAAAAGGUUUUUAUAGGACAAAUAUAGCUAGCCAAGAAAAAAAAAAAAAAAAAAAAAUAAAAAUAAAAAUAUAUAUAUAUAUAUAUAUAGAAAAAAAAACAAAGUUGAUACAAAAAAAGAUUUGUAUACAUAUAAUAAAAACCAUAAAAAAUAUACUUUUUUCAUUAUAUAAUAAUAAGUGUAGAGGAGAAUCUUUAAAAGAUUCUUACAAAAUAAAUUUAAUAAAAAGCAUACGAAAUAAAUGGGAAACAAUUCCAUAUACAAAUGAUAAAUUGGUACUAAUCUUAUUGUUGGAGAAUUUACAAUUUUUAUAUUCAAAUAAUUAUAAAUUGGUUUCUAUACAAAAGGUUAUAUAUUAUACUAAUCUCACAUUAAAUAUAUUAAAAUUAAAUAAAAUAUAUAAUUAUAUAAAAGGAAAUUAUUUAUUUUUAAGUACAAAUAUGUACCUUAUAAAAGCACACUGUAUUGUUAUGCUAAAUUGUAUUGAUAAAAUUAAAAAGAAUAAAAAUGAAAUUAAAAUUGAAUCUUCAAAGCAAGAAAAGGAAUUACAAAGUAAUCAUAUAAAUGAAUAUUUAUCCUUCAAAGAACAUACAUAUAAUAAAAAUAAUUAUACAUUAAAUUACAAUGAUAGUUUAAGUGAUCAUAAUUUAAAAAAAAAUAUUUAUAAUAUGGUUGAAUUAAAUCACAAAGAAAUAGAACAAAUGUUACAUGAACUGUUCAGGAAUAAUAUAAAACCACAAAAUGAAGAGAUAACAACAAAAUUAACACAAAAUAUAAAUAAUAAAACAUAUAUUAAUGAAAAGAAUAUACAAAAUAUUUUUAAUCUUAUAGAUAUAAAUAAUAUUGAAUAUUAUGAAAAAAAAAUUUUAUCUUUUUUAAUAAAUGAGAAAGAUAUAAAUAAACAAGUGUGUAAAAUGAAUGAUUAUUUUAUACACCCAUAUGUUAAUAUAAAAAAUACUUUAAGCAUUUUAAAUGAAUGUAUACAAUGUUGUUUAAAUAAUCGUAAGUAUAAAUUUUUAUCUCAAUUUUUAAUAUGGAGGGCACGUAUAUUUUUUCAUUUAGGACAAUUUCAUAAGUAUGUUGUAUCUGAUUGUUGUAAGGCUUCUCUAUUUAAUAUAUAUGCAAGUGCAAAUUUAAGUGAUGAUACAAAUAAAAAAGAAAAAUAUAUAUAUAGCAACAACAAAAACAACAACAAUAAUAAUAAUAAUAAUAAUAAUAAUCUUUAUAAUUUAUUUUAUGAUCAGGAUAUCUACUCCUGUUAUAAUUUAAUGAUUAGCUGUUUAAAAACAAUGAACAAACUACAUACUUUCGAUUUGUAUAUAGCUUAUAUGGUCAAUAAAAAUACAGAUAAAUUAAAAAAACUAUCAAUUCAAACAAAUAAUUAUUCUCAACAACAAACAAAAAAAGAUACUUUUAUAAAUGAAAGAAAACAUCAAUAUGCAUGGGCUCGAUCUUAUGAAGAUCAAACUGUUUUAAAUUUUAUUAAACAAAAUAAAAAGAAAAUACCUUUUAUUCUUUAA